Messenger RNA from Adineta ricciae, 1506 nucleotides. NCBI's taxonomy places the organism in Eukaryota, Metazoa, Rotifera, Eurotatoria, Adinetida, Adinetidae. The record is from the annotation of a GenBank genome assembly.
AUGACAUGUGAACAUCCUCGUUGUUCGUCGGAUAUAUUUUCAAGAUGUACAAAUCAUUGUAAAAAGAAUGUGUGUUUGGAACAUUUGAUCGAACAUGGAGAUGCUUUCUUACAUGAUUUCACUAAUUUAAUGGAUCGAUUAGAUAAGGCAGUAACGUGUUUGGCGCAAGUAACGACAGACACGGCAACAGCGAUUACUGAACGUCACCAGCGCGAUAUUAGUCGUAUAAAUCGUAUUUAUGACGAACAACAAGAGACUCUUCGAAAGCGAUUGGCAUUUGCUGAAGAGGCAAAUGCGUUUGUAAAAGACAAAGAGAGUCUACUAGCAAAAUCGACAUUUGCUCAGCAUGAUGUCGAACAAAUCAACAUGUAUACAGUCGAAAUAAAAAAUUUCACAAUCAAUAAACAAGACUCAAAACCUUUCAUUCCACAACCAUUGGAUACGCUCGAUUCGAAAAUGUUUCAAUGUCCUCUAACCAAACCCAACGUGUUCGGUAUUACAUCUGAACACAAGAUUCGUUUCGAUUGCGAUGGUGCGUACCAUCUAAAAUACAACAUAGUUAAACAUUUCGAAUACUAUCAUCGAAUGAUACCGGAAUGUGCGCUUCGAUUACGCAAUGCGAUUGUCGACGAUAGAUUGCCUCCUGAAACGAAAUUAUUCUCCAAUACAGAAGUUCUAUUCAACCGAGAAUAUCGUUCUGACUGUCCAUUAACUGAUCCAACGAAUAUCUACGGUGCCAACGCAACAGUCUCGACACUACUGCAUAUACCAUGUUCGAAAAAGCAAUUGACAUUGCCAUCGAUGCAGAAUCAUUUUCAUUUGUAUCACAAGAUGCGAUAUGAUGUUGCGAAGAAGAUCGUUGAUGCCAUGAAGAAAACUCCAAAUCUAAGUUCAACGAUGAAAUUAUUGGCAAUAUUUGUUUUACAUAAAGAAGGUGAUAAGAAAGUCAAAAUACUUCAGGAUGAAUUCAAUCUCGACAGUUUUGGUUAUUUUGAACGUCGCAGUGUACAACCAUUGCUUGUCUUCUCAGCAAGAACUGUCACUGAACGUACAGCCAUAAACACCAGACAAUCUGUUGAAGCCGAUCAAAACGUUAAUGCUAUGGUUCAUGUUUAUGUUCGUUCGGAUGGUUUAGCAUCAGUUAUUGUCUCCGAUGGUGAAUACCCACAACGAGUUGCACACACUCUGUUGAGUAAAGUUAUGGAUGACUUUACCAGUGUUAAUCCACCCUCAACCUGGGCAGGCAUGGCUGAACAAUCUGGUAAGAUGGCAUCGUUGGGUGAAACUUUGAGAAAAUACCAGAAUCCCCAGGAAGCUGACCCAUUGAUGCGUUUACAAAAAGACCUUGAUGAUACGAAAGACAUUCUUAAAAACACCUUGGUCAACGUUCUCGAACGUGGCGAGAAAAUCGAUGAUCUCGUCGCUCGAUCAAAUGAUUUAAGUUUCGAAGCCAAAGCAUUUUAUAAAACGGCUAGAAAAACGAAUCGAUGUUGUACAUUAUUCUAA